Molecule: messenger RNA, 4012 nt
Organism: Zonotrichia albicollis (white-throated sparrow)
Lineage: Eukaryota; Metazoa; Chordata; Aves; Passeriformes; Passerellidae
Source: RefSeq, a predicted model, not a curated record
GCCCCUGCCCAUGGCAGGGGUUUGGCAUGACAUGGCUUUAAGAUCCCUUCCAGCCCAAACUGUUCUGGAAUUCUAUGCUGUUGUCUCCUCAUCUCUCUGCCCACUGAAAAUUGAUUCUGUGUAGGUGUGAUUAGAAUGAAAGAGGAGAACUGCUACUGUCUAAUGUCUGCUGUUGCCACCUGGAGAGCUCUUGGAAUGCUGUCAGCAGCUCAGGGGAUCUGCUCAUCUGCUCUUCUCAGCACCCUGCCCUCAGCAGAACCACGAGGUUGUUCUGCAUACUGAUUGAGUUUUGCUAAGCACAAACAGGACCAAAGACAGACAAAACACUGUCAGAAUAGGGAUAGGAUUUUCUUCUGUGCAUUUUUUAUAUGCUUGUGGUUUAAAACACAGCUCCCAAGGACAGGUUUUAAUCCCUGAAUUGUGUUUUAAAGUGCUGUAGGAGCAUGAUAGAAGAUUCUUUGGGAAAGAGAGCAAAGCUGACCCUGCAUUUGUGAAAGUCUCCCAUGCUGUGACCUGCUCCCCUUUUGCUGAUUGCUUAAUAAUGCCAUAUUUAUCUUAGAGGAAAGAUGGUGGAAGGAUCCAUCUUCAGUACUUGGAAAGUGUGUAGAUUUUGGAAACAGAAGUUUGUGUUAAUAGCUCUGGACAAGUUUAACCAUUUUUGUGUUAGAUGCAGUUUCAUGAAGGAGGCAUUGAAAUAAAUUCCUGCUUCAUGGCAACUUCUAAUUCCCUAUUUUUGAUUUUAAUGUAAACCGUUCUCAUUUUCACCAAGAUGUGAAAUUUAUUUGAGUAUGCAUGUGUAAAAGGUGUAAUUUAUAACUGAAGCAAUGUACGGCUACUGUAAAGCUGUCCAACUUAUUUUCAUAAUUUAAGGCAUAAUUUAAGAGGAAAUUUUAAGGAGUUUGUGUUUUCUUAACACAACCAUAUGAACAACCAGUGUGUUCUUAGGCUGCUGGUAACCUGCAUGGUCUCUUUAACCUAGUCUGUAACAGAGGCCUGGAAAAUAUGUAAUUUAUGGAUGAAUUCUUACUGCUACUCUCUGGUGUUUUCUCUCUGAAGUGACAAACUUCCCUGACAGAGGUGGAUCUCCGUCUGGCCCCUUUGGAGCCUGAAUGUUCCUAUUUCUCCACAGGCUGGUUCUUCCAGGAGAUCUACCAGUCCCUCUGUGUUGAGUUCACACAAGUGCAGAUUCUCAUUGCUCCUCUGAAUUUACUGGAUCACCUGUUAUAUCACUGCAAUUUGGUAGUGCUGGAUGAUAGCAUUGACUAUACUUUUUUGGUAGAAAAAUCUGUUUUCCUCUAUUUGGCUGUAAGUUCAUGAAGGUGCCAUUGUUUUCCUCUCCUGUAAUUGCAUGCUCCUUGUAUGUUUUUUGACUUCUCUGCUUUGUGUGCUUCCACUUUUCCUGCAGCUGGAUGGAGAAGCAGCCUGGUUUGUGCAUUGCCAUGGGUGACCACUGCUUUCCUGUACUUGCCUAGUACUGAAGCCACCAGGAUUCAUGAUGGAGACUUUGCUGGAAGGAAUGCAAAGAGGUGGGCGGGGAAGUGGUGGGUUCCUGACCUCCUGUGAGGCCGAGCUGCAGGAGCUGAUGAAGCAGAUCGACAUCAUGGUGGCUCACAAGAAAUCCGAAUGGGAAGAGCAGACCCAAGCUUUGGAAGCUUGUCUGAGUGCUCGGGAGCAGGAACUUGCCUCUGCCAAGGCAGCUUUGCAGGAAAAACAAAAGGAGGUUGGCAUGCUGCGCCGCCAGGUUGAGGAUGUGGAAAAAUCCAAGCAGGACAUGGUUAGAGAGUAUGAACAACAGCUGAAGAAGUUCCAGGAGGAGUUGUCCCGGCUGAGGAGGAGCUAUGAGAAGCUGCAGAAGAAAAAAACAAGGAGCAGAGGAGAAGCUAACAAAGGACAAGAGGAGGACAAGUUUGAAUUGAGCCGACUGACCAGGAAGCUGGAGGAGUUCCGGCAGAAAUCACUUGACUGGGAGAAGCAGCGCCUGCAGUACCAGCAGCAGGUGGCAUCGCUGGAGGCGCAGCGCAAGGCUCUGGCAGAGCACUCCGAGCUCAUGCAGAACACUGAAAAAUUCAAAAUGAGCACUCCCCCAAGCUGCUGGAACCAGCCAGUCGGAAGCAGAUGCUGGACUCGGUGGAGCUGGCGAGCCGCUCGGAAAUCCAGCACUUGAGCAGCCGGCUGGAGAGGGCCAGGGACACCAUCAGUGCCAACGAGCGCGAGGUGGAGAGGCUCAGCAUGAGGGUGGAUGGCCUCAGUGAGGACAACCGCGUCAUUCUGGAAGAUCAGCACAGAGUUGAAGAGGAAUUAAGGGAGUCCAAGACAAUGUUAGAGGUGCUGCAGGAUGAGAAGAUGGAACUGAAAGCCACCUUGCAGUCUCAAGAAGAUUUCAUUAACAGCUCGAAACUGCACCAGGAGCAGUUACAGAAACAGCUGGACAGGAUGACUGAAACUCUUCACACAAAAGAACUCCUCAUCAGGGCCUUGGAGGAGCGCUUGCAAGGGAAGCCAUUGUCCUCUGCAGGGCUGGAGCUGGAGCAGGUGCUGCUGCAGCUGGAUGUUGCCCAGAAGAAGGAACAGCACUUGCAGUCAGAGGUGACUCGUCUUGAGAACAGCCUGGUGUCUUCAAAUGCCAGGUGUGUGCAGCUGAGCGAGGAGCUGGGGGAGAAUAUCAAAGAGCUGCAGUCCCUGGAAGAAGACCAGACUGAGUCAAGGGCAGAGAUUAAAAAGCUGAAAGACCAGCUCUCACAGGCUGAACAAAUGCACAGCAGUGAGCUGGAGAGGAUGAAAAGGGAGAUUUCCAGGCUGACCCAGGAGCUGCAGCAGCGAGACAUCACCAUUGCAUCAGCAAGCGGCUCCACCUCGGACCUGGAGCAACAGCUCAGAGCAGAGAUUGAAAGGGCAGAGAGGAAAGCAGUGGAACACAGGGUACUUCUGGUCCAGCUGGAAACCUUGAGGCUGGAAAACCGUCAUCUCUCAGAGAUUCUGGAAAAAACAGAGUGUGGUAAGCUGAAGGGGGCUGAUGGCAGCCUGAGAGCACUCAGGGAGGACUACACUGCUGAGCUGCAGAAAUUGAUAGCUGAGAACCAGCAGCUGCGGAAGGACCUGGCAGAGACCAGGGCGAAACUGGUGGUCACUGCACAUGUGUGCCCAGGUGAACCUGAGGGCAGGGCUCAGCAGGGGCAAGGCAGAGAGCCCAGGGAUGUACAGCACAGGGAAGCACAGCACAAGCAGGAUGAGCACACAGGGAGGACACAUCUCCAGCCUGACAGGACUGCUCAGCAUCAUCACAGGGACUCCCAAAGGUUUGGGGCUGCUGAAACAGGAACUGUGACCCCUGAGAUGGGUGAGCCACCCUCCCAGAGCAGCAGCAAGAACUGCAGGGAGCCACGUGCCUGGCUGGGAAUGGAGUCUGUGCUUCAUGAGGUGCAUGAAAACAAAGAUCUUGCAGAUGAAGCAUCUAAGCAGCCUGCCUUAAAUCAUCACAGAGAAUCUCUGUUUUUGUGCCCCUUGCCUACAGCUUCUGUGGGAUCCAUUGCUGCACGAUACCUGGAAGAUGAAGAAGUGAGAUCCCAGCACAUCCUGGAGUGCCUAAAUGCUCACAUUGAGGAACUGAAAAAAGAGAGUGCAAAGAUAGUGAGACGAUUUGAACACCAUGAAUAAUGUUCCUUGUGGAGUUGGAAUGCUGGUUUCCUUAUGUGCUUCCAAACUGUGACUGGGAAGGUGCCUGUAUCCAGCUGGGAUUGGAGCUUGAGUGAGAGGCCGUGUGUCCCACUUGGAGCUGAGUCAGCAGGAUGGGAUUUGAGGAAAAGGAACUCGUGUGUCCAUGCUUGCUCUGAUGAGGGGUGUUACACCACAAACAUUUGAGUCAGCUUGCCAUAGGUCAGAGACCUGCAUCACAGCUAUGUGCUCACUUACAAAGUUGAUAGUAUUUUUUAAAAGCAAAACAUUUCCUAGUUUUUAUGUAUUUUAAGUAUAUUUUCUACGCGUAAAAGCAUUGAAAUAAAUCAGAAUGGCAAAC